AAGACAUAAGAAAGCGUGAGCAUCAGCUUUCUUCAUAGGAGAAGAUGGGGAAGAAAAUCAGAUUUUCUUUGUGGGACCAGGACAGGGGAGAGGCGGGUUUAACAGAGGACGAGGGAAUGGUAGAGGAACAGGCAGAGGCAGAGGAGGAGGCAGAAACGCAGAAGGCAAAUUCCUCUGCUACAGGUGCGGAAAGGAGGGGCACAUGGCGAGAGACUGUGAGGAACAGAGACCACAGAACAAAGAAGGGGGACAAAAGGGACAGUACAAAGACGAAAGACAUGGCCCCCCCCCUUCACAUAACCUACAUAGUUAUGACAACUGACUAGACGUAGAAAAGGAAGAAGAGGACGUCCACACACAUCACAUUGACCUUUCUGAAGUAUUCAGAAUAAACAACAAGAUAGUACUCCCUGUUAGUCUCUACAAAACAGCAGCUCAUUUGAGUCAUGGGCCGUGCCAUGUCUCAACAGGAGGGAUGGUGACAAUAAUAAAUGAACACUUCCAUACAUACAACUACAUUACAUUUUCUAAAAACUUUUGUAGAGCCUGUGUAGUAUGUUGCAGACACAAUGCUCAAGGCAAUGAGCGACCACAGAGAGGAAAGUUCCCUCCACCAACAUACCCGUUUCAACACAUGCAUAUGGACUUCAUCGAACUAACACCAUGCCAAGGGUACAAAUACUGUUUGGUAAUGAUAUGUCCGUUUUCAAAGUGGGUUGAAAUAUUCCCAGCAAAACAUGCAGACGCUAUUACCGUAGCAAAAGCCAUAUGCAAGACAAUAAUACCAAACAGAGGUAUUCCAGAGAAACUGUACAGUGAUAAUGGUUCCCAUUUUGUAAAUCAGGUUAUUACCAAACUGUCCGAACAUAUGGGGAUAACAUUAAAAAACCAUUGUGCAUAUCAUCCACAGAGUGCAGGCUUAGUGGAAAGAACAAACGGAACAGUAAAGUUAAGACUAAGGAAAACAAUGGAGGAAACAGGAAGACCAUGGGUGGAAUGUGUGUCUCUAGUAGAAACAUGCAUGAGAAUCACGCCCACGGCAAAAGGGUUGUCUCCCUUUGAGAUCAUAACAGGAAGGCAAUUCAGACUACCAAUCACAGACGAGGUGAGGGAGGAGGAUGAUGCUGAGGCAGAGACUACAUUAGCUGAAUGGAUGAGCAGACUCUUCAGAAGUAAUGAGAUAGCUCGAACAAAUAACUUGCCAGACAUUUCUACUCCCUUACAGGAUACUCGAGUGCAGACUGGUGACCAGGUCCUCGUGAAGGUGAUUAAGAGGAAGCAUUGGCACUGUCCACGGUGGGACGGUCCCUACACGGUACUGCUGACAACACCGACUGCACUAAAAAUCGCCGAAAGAACUACGUGGAUACAUCAGAGCCACUGCAAAAAGAUAAAACCUCUUCAACUUAACGACGGAUAAGUGGUGGAAGUCCGGCUACAAAGGGCGGUGUUUCAUUAGGAAAUACUGGUCUCAACCCCGGUGAAGAAAACAACAGAACCACUAUCACAAAUAGACUAUGUUGGGAAAGGUGUUGUUUGUAGUGACCUUGCUGGGUCUGACGCUAAUGACUAUAAGACAAUUGAGUGAGGAAUCCUCAACAAAAGAAGAAGUCCAUCGAGAGAAAAAAUGGUCACUACUCAACGAUGUUGCAACAGACAGAUAACGGUGACUAUACUGACACAGACCCCUCUCAGAAGGACGAAUAUACUCACCUAACCUCCAAUGUGUAAGACUUAAAGCUAGGUUACUGUCUGUCAUAUGACGAAUGGUUCGAAAAUGUCAAAAACAAGUGAAUUAAUUCUGAAAGUAAUAAAGACACUGUAACCAGCUAGUAAUUAUGAAAAACAGGAGGGAAUGUUAGAGUUUAUUGAAGGGUAAAAGUGUUUUCAUAAU
Gymnodraco acuticeps is the source of this 1894-nucleotide messenger RNA. Its product is annotated as protein NYNRIN-like. Bases 476 to 1420 code for a protein of 314 amino acids. The record is from RefSeq and is a predicted model, not a curated record. Gene Ontology annotation, biological process: DNA integration. Gene Ontology annotation, molecular function: nucleic acid binding. The transcript has 2 exons. Lineage: Eukaryota; Metazoa; Chordata; Actinopteri; Perciformes; Bathydraconidae.